AUGGAAAUAGAGGUAUUAAUCAUUUAUGAUGCACAAAGUGAGAAAGAAUGCGGGGAAAACGAAGUUAAAAGCGAUUGCGCUGGUUGUGAACUAAAAAAUCUAGGAUCCUGGAUGUGGGAAGAUAAAAAUACCCUGGAAAAAACUCCAUGCCGAGCGAUUUGUCGGCUCAAUGAAUGCUACUGUUCACCUCACGCUUAUCGCCGAAAUGCAUCAAUGGCUUGCGUGCCUAUUAGUGAAUGUCGUGAACCAAGGAAAAAAAUAAGCGUAAGAUGUGAGAAGGAAAAUGAAAUAUAUAGUUUUUGCAAAGGAUGCGAAGGGAAAUGCGAAACUGGACUAAAACCUUGUCCACACAGAUGUCAUGGAAAAGGUUGUUUUUGUCCAAUGGCAAAGGGUUAUGUUCGUGACGAAGAAGGAAAUUGCAUCCAACUCGAAGAUUGCGAAAAAUAA
This is a messenger RNA of Dracunculus medinensis (Guinea worm), 447 nucleotides long. NCBI's taxonomy places the organism in Eukaryota, Metazoa, Nematoda, Chromadorea, Rhabditida, Dracunculidae. The record is from the annotation of a GenBank genome assembly.